CGCUCUGCCUGUGCACCGUGCACGUGCAGUUCCCUGGCUGGACGCGCGCACGUCCCGUCAGUCAGAUGCAGGGCAGCGGGGCAUCAAACAUCUCCACCGAGGGACAGGCCAGGUUAAAUUGACCCUGGUCUGCCACCAGGUGUGGAGGGCUGUAACCCAGCGAGGAGGAGGGCUUUCUGGGUGAGAGGAAGAGCAUGAUGAGUGGGAAGAGCCUGCUGCUGAAGGUGAUCUUGCUGGGGGACGGCGGAGUGGGCAAGUCCUCUUUGAUGAACCGCUAUGUCACAGACCGCUUUGACUCCCAGUCCUUUCACACCAUCGGUGUGGAGUUUCUCAACAGGGAUCUGGAGGUGGACGGGCGCCUGGUCACUCUCCAGAUCUGGGACACGGCAGGUCAGGAGCGCUUCAAGUCCCUGCGCACGCCCUUCUACCGUGGGGCCGACUGCUGCCUGCUAACGUUUGCUGUGAAUGACUUGCAGAGCUUCCAGAACCUCUGCUGCUGGAAGAAGGAGUUCAUGUACUACUCAGAUGUUAAAGACCCAGAGCGCUUUCCUUUCGUGGUGCUUGGCAACAAGGUAGACAUGGAGCAGAGGGAGGUGGGGGAGGACGAAGCGAGGGCCUGGUGCGAGGAGAAUGGAUGCUGUCCUUACUUUGAGACCAGUGCUAAGGAUGACACUAAUGUCACAGCUGCAUUUGAGGCAGCUGUCAGGGAGGUUCUAGCUGCUGAGGACCAGAUUGACCAUGCUUUACUGGGUAGUACUAUAGAUCUCCAUGGCAACCGCAAAACCUCUCGUGCGUCUUGCUGCUGAUUGGUCAGGUGUGAAUUCACGGUGUCUUAACCUCUCUGGCUGAAACUUGCCUGAGGCAGUUCAAAGAGCCAGUCAUGUAUUGUUUAGGGUACACGUGUAGGUACAAGGUACUGAUUACAGUAUCCACUAAAGGUCAUAUGGAUAAGAUACAGCUGCUGUGAGGAGGGCGGGGUCAAGGAAUUCAGCUGGCGUCUAGAUUGUUGAAUUAACAAACGGUACAGGCACACUGCAACAGGCACACUUAUCCUUUCUACUCUGUCUGCUUCCAAUGGUGUUGCACAAGAACAUUUUUAUCCGAUGUUGUCUGCCUGUGCAGGGCUUUUAUCAAAGAGUGCUUUCACAGCAUUUAUUUUAAUCAAAAAUAAUUAGAAUUUUAAUUAACACAGUGGGAGAGAAAAGAUACUGGUCCUCUACUGAAGAGCACACUCCGCAGCCACUCAACUAUUUGUCCAUGAGCUGAUUUUACAAGGUUUUAGAAGGACUGACAGGAUUGUCUUCUCUUUUUAUCAGACAUGUUAGUGGUUGCUGGGGAGUUAAAGUAUUUUCUUUGACAUUGACUGCGAUCUCAAUCCAUGCAGAUGCUGAGAUUGAUAACUCCUGACAUCAGGGUGAUGACCAAAAUGAUUCGAGGUACGAGGAAGUCAAAUGAUUGCUGCGCUCUAAGGAAAGAUGACCUUGUUUGUCUUCAAUAGGAAGGGAAUUAUUUAUUGUUAUUUUGAAGCUCUUACUUCAAACAUCGGUACGGGCUAAUGAGGUGCUCUUAUUCAUUUGAUUGUCAGAUCUAUUACCACUGACUGCACUACUGUGUUAGGGGUCGACCGAUAAUGUUUUUUCAGGGUUCAUAUAGAUUUUUAGUAGUCAAGGAGACCAAUAACAAUAAUAUGUUUAAAACCAAUAUAGACUACAUUUGCAGUAAUGAUUUAAAUCGUAUUGUUCAAAUGUAGAAUAACAGAAACACAAACACAAAACUACUGCUACACAAAGGUACAACUGCUGUGGUGUCCAGUAGUUUUUGUCAUUUUGUUCAACCCAUUUAUAUCGAUAAAGUUUUCGGCUCUCUUUGCAAAGCAAUACAGCUCAACAUCCCCAAACACUACAUCCUCCAGACUGAUCAUACAGUUAAGACAACAACUCUCAAACACUUUUGAUAAAAAGUGUCAUGCAGGAAGUUUAUUUGAAGACUAUAUUAGACUGCAUCACUUUUAGCUAGGUGUACCUAAUAAAACGCUGUAAAUGAGUGUAUAUUUGUAAUUUUCAGGUUUAUGCACGGGCUGUAAAGUUCCAGAAUGGACUUAAUUAGUUUAUCUCUGUGGAUCUCGAUGCAUAUACGCCCGGUAUCCUAAAAAUUAUCUCUAAUUCAAUAAUUUUACCGUUUAUUAUUAUUUUACCCAUACCCCUUUUAAAAUGUAACUCAUUAAUAUUUACAGAGACUACAGUAUAAUUGACUUUCAUUCUACGUUUGUCUAAAAUAAUUUGACCUCUCCCAGAAUUAAAUUUAUUUUACGUAACAGUAGUAGUUUUCGUAUCACUGUUUUGCUGUAUUCUUCAUUACAGUGUUAAUGACCUGCUCAACAGUUUUGCUCAAGCACUUAUAGCUCUCUACUUUUUUAAAGCUUUCUCAUUAAUUCCACAGUUGAUUACUCUGUGUUCAGAUCGACAAGUUAUUUAGCGAUGGCUCCAUCCCACUCUCUCCCCCUCUCUUGCCCAGUGUGUCUUGAAUGGGUCAACAAAUGAACUCGUUAAUUAGAUUGUUAUGGCUUUGCAAUUUCAGAGGAGAGGAUUGUGGUGUUGCAACCUCUGCAAAAUCUGCUGCUUUACCUUCAAGUAACACGCUUUGAGCUUUCACCGCAGCUGCUCUAGUCUGUACGUUCGUCUUUGCCCGUCUGUACCUUCAGUGUUUGCAGGUUAUUUACUUGUGACGCGUAACCGAUCAGUGUUGUGGGCGGGACAAGGCUAGAGAACACAAAGUGUUGAUGACAGGCAGGAAGCGGCGGCUACAUCAGAGCUAAAGUAGCAGGUACUUAUUUGCACUUAGAUAAAAAAAAAGAUUCUGAUAAUCAUUAAAAUGCUAAAAAGGCCAAUAUUCAGUCGACCCCUUCACUGUGUAGCUGCAGGCACCAGGCGUACGAGCCAGACAUCUGACCAUAUUUAUUUCUUCAUUUAUAUUUAUGGACCUUUUUACUAUUAAAGGUUUAGUAAAUCUCAAAGUUCAGAAAUAAUUCUGCUGUUUUUGUUAAACUGCUGUUUUUCUGAGAAGCACACGUCCAUCCUUUAAUGUUUUUUUUUCAUAUUUUAUUCAUCUGAUAUUGACAUAAGGCAUCUGUUUUUGACCAGCGGCUGAUGAGAGUUGGUGUUUCCUGAUAUGUAGGCGAGGUUAUAAUUAUUUUCCUAAUCACAGCAUGUUUGUAAUCCUGCGUCUGCUUCUGCUGGUUGAGUGACAGGACUUCACAUUUCAGUUCUUCAGCUUUGCCUGGUGUCAGAGUCUCCUGUGCUUUACUGAUAUAACUGAUACAUCACACACACACCUUGUGCUGUCACUCUGGUCAUUCUAUGUCUCGGCUGAAUGUGAGACAGCAUGUGCACUAUGAUAAUUCCGUUACUACUUAUGCGUGUGUCACCUCUCCUGUCCAUUCAUACAGCAGUGUGUGAAACUUGCAUCCGACUUUUCUAAGAACUUGAUUAGGUUUACUUUUGUUUAUCCGAUCGGUACUUUUAUUUCAAUGUUCUUCUAACAGACCGCUUUAUUUACCACGGGUGCAUUUGAACCUUUGGAUUUAGCUGCUUUUGUCCAGAGGGCAGUGAUUUCUUCCUGUGUGGUUUUAGAAAAUAAUAUACUUGAUAUUGAAACUGAGUUACACACAGUUUCAAUAGAUUCUCUUCAGUAUUUCAGUUGCUGCUUGAAUAGUAUUUGAUACCUUCUCAAACAACCACAUCUGUUGCAUAAAUAAGAUAAAAUGUUUUGGUUGUCUGAAUGCAAAGUCGCCAUGGUUUCUCAUUAUGGCUCCAUGUUCUCAUACCUUUUUCUGUUGUGUUGAUGUUAUCGUGUAGUUUGUGUUGCACAUUAUUUGCCUUUCUAGUAAAAAAUUGCAUCAUAUUUCUAUAUGACUACCGACUAAUGGUGAACAUUACAAUAGUUUCACUGUGAAAAUGAACUUGGUCCAAUCAGGUACACGCUUAUUUACUUUAUUAUGCGGUUCUUUGUUUUUAAUGUGGGUAAAUUCGUUUGAGUAUAUGAUCAUUGUUAAAAGGUUUUAUAAGAUGUGUUGGAGCUUACGAGAAAGUUUAUUAACUGUGAACUGAUUAGGGCAUUUUAACAAAGUAGAGCUGUUAGCAAACAUCAAUUCAAAUUUAAAAAAAAUCAGGGCUUAAAGUUAAUAAUUUUUCAGUGUUAUUGUUUUCUGGCUCAAACAAAAUACUUGUCUGUUUACUAUACUUUACCAUUUUAGUUUAUAACCUGUUCAGAUAAUGUAGCAUACCACAGUGUUUACCUGAGAACCAGUCAGCUGGUAGCAUUACUCUAUUACUCUAGUAUGUUGCUCUCACAUUUCUGUCUUAUAUCACUGCAACCCAGUCCUGUCAGUAUUUCUUUUAAAUGUUCCUGUAAUAUUUAUGAAUGUAAAAAACGAAUUUCUUUGGGCUGUCCAGAAUAAUGGCUUAUGUAAAUGGUAAAGGGCAUUAAUUUUAUAAUUCUGUACAAAAAGACAGUGAACGUCUGUUUCACCAUCGUCCCCUGAGUGCAAUUUAAGCUGAGUGAAAGUUUCGACUGUUUGUCUUGAUUCUGUGUUCAACUAAUGGACGACUCUCCUUACUCCUGUUCUUUUGCACUACGGAGGAUGAGACUGGGUUGUGCCAACAUGCUGGCAAAGCGUCCAACACCCUCCAGUGCUUGGCUACAAAUAAAAACAUGCGGCAUACCAAAAGGAAA
Paralichthys olivaceus (Japanese flounder) is the source of this 4731-nucleotide messenger RNA. It is a transcript of the gene rab9b, whose product is annotated as RAB9B, member RAS oncogene family. Gene Ontology annotation, cellular component: lysosome; phagocytic vesicle; late endosome. The record is from RefSeq and is a predicted model, not a curated record. NCBI's taxonomy places the organism in Eukaryota, Metazoa, Chordata, Actinopteri, Pleuronectiformes, Paralichthyidae. Gene Ontology annotation, molecular function: GTP binding; GTPase activity. Gene Ontology annotation, biological process: retrograde transport, endosome to Golgi; Rab protein signal transduction.